This is a messenger RNA of Xenopus laevis (African clawed frog), 1223 nucleotides long. It is a transcript of the gene tmem187.S, whose product is annotated as transmembrane protein 187 S homeolog. The record is from RefSeq and is a predicted model, not a curated record. NCBI's taxonomy places the organism in Eukaryota, Metazoa, Chordata, Amphibia, Anura, Pipidae. The transcript has a single exon. Bases 270 to 1061 code for a protein of 263 amino acids.
CUGCAGUUCAUUCAAGCAUAAGAGGAAUCCUUGACUUUUGCUCCAGUGGGCCGUGCAGAUGACUGCAGGGGAAUCUGAUAGCCAGUCCAAUCCUCUGAGCCCUUUCAUUGCUGCAUUCAGGAAAUGCUGCCACAGCUGCAGAGCAUUGAAUGCGUUAGAGAGUGCAGCUCUCUAACCUGCUCAUUAGACAAGAAUAAAUCUGCUAACUACACGCUAAUUCCAUGCCAUAGGGUCUGAAAAGGGCCCCUUUCCAAAGCAAGGCCUUCAGAAUGGAAUCCACCGUAUACAAGGACAAAGCCUUUUGGCAUGUUGCUGCCGCCUGCAUUGCGUGCUUGGUAAUAGUAAAUACAGGUAUGCUGGAUGAUGUUUCCACAGAGUUGGGCUACAGUCACUAUGCAGAAGAACCGGUCUCCUGGGUUCCAUCUUUUCUCGCAAUGCCUUGUAACUCACUUGUUAAUCUGGGAUAUAUACUGGUGGGUGGAUACUGGCACUGCCAAGACAACACGGCAAUGGGAAUGAAGGAGCAAACUAGGCAAUACCUGAAAAAUAUCUUUUCUUGGAUGGCACUGAUAUACGGCCCUGUCCAGUGGGUCAGGAUUUGGACUCAGUCCCACUACUCUGCUGUGCUGGAUCAGUGGUUUACGCUGCCUAUAUUCUCCUGGGCCUGCAUCUGGUGCAACACCCUAUUGGAAAACUGGAGCAUGUGGCAUUUCCUCGCUGUAGAACUGCUUUCUUUUACCAGUUAUUUCCUGAGCCUUCUACACCCCCUAGGCUUCGAAGUUGCUCUCACCAUCCAUAUCCUAUGGGCCCUUGUGUCUGGGCUGAGAGCACAAAGCAGAUAUGGAGAUGCCUUGUCUAUAAAGUAUUUAACACUUGCUUUGACUUCAUGCCUUGGCUUUGUAGGCCUGAAACUCCUUGAUCAUUGGCUGGCACAGUAUUUUGUAUUUCAGAGGUUUACAGGUCACUUCUGGUCCAAAGUAUUUGAUAUUUUACAGUUCCAUUUUGCAUUCUGCUUCCUGACUCAUUUGAGCCAGAAACAACAUUUUAGGAGAAAUAAAUGAAGACACGACAGGCUGCCAGUUCUUCUCUUUUCUUUAGGUUUGGAUUAUAAAAGAUCUUAAGAACAGUGUUAAUGUAACAGUGACCUAUGGAUACCUUCAAGUGAUAAAGGAUCCAUGUUGAUCCAAAACAUGUUGUGAUUAAUAAAGUAUUUUGCAGCAGAA